GUCGUCUUUUUCGUUUGAUUUUUAUUAUAAAAAAAUUAAAUUUAAUGUAGUUUUCAUCAACUUUUUAUCAACUUUUAAUUUAAAUUCAUAGCAAUAAAGUGAAUGAAUAGUUCAAAAUGACGAAAGUGAAUGUGAUUUUAAUGUUGAUAAUGAUUAAUUCCUAUACAAAGAUUUCUGGCGCCCAAAGUCUCGAUGUAAUCGAUUUUGAGAUGGUUCAACAAUUGUCUAAACAAAUUGGCGGAAAGUUGUUGGAUAUUGCAGAAACAGUAACGAAAAGAUCCGAAGUGCAAGAGAGCUUUUCGCAAGCAAAAGUCGUGAGCAAAAAUGGAAAGAAAAUUGUCGAGGAAAUUGCCAAAGAUUUACAUUCAUUACUUCAUUUAAGGAUAGAAGCCGUGAAGAGAAUAGCAUUGGAGGUUCAAAAGAUGCCAAAAGUUUCAGACAACGCGACAAUGUACGCUAAUUAUACAUUCCGUAAUAUACGGAAGCGUGAUAAGCACAAAAAGCAAAUUGAUGAGGAAAGAGAUGCUAGAAAUUUGCGUCUUGAACAAAUGUCACAGGAGCCAAAUUACACGAAAAAGAAAAAGCCAAAUUUUGAUGCUCCAGUUUGUAUUAAAUCAGACAUUAAAGAUCUAGAUGGUGAUGGAGAGGAUGACGAUGAUGAUGAUGAGAAAAUUUCAACAUUUAGUGAAGAUGUGGAUAUCAAGUCUAAAGAAGCUGGUGUUUUUGUACCACUCGAUGUUUAUGAUAAAGACAUCAACAUAACGAAAAUAAUUCAUCGCUCAAGAUCCAUCGACAAAGCAUUUGAGGCAAAUUACAAGGACGACCCAACAAUUGGAUGGCAAUAUUUUUGCAAUUCAUCGGGUCUCUUUCGUCACUAUCCAGCAACAAGUUGGGACUUUUAUCCUAUGAAUAUUUAUGACUGUCGAAUGAGACAUUGGUUCACAAAUGCUGCGACAUCAUCAAAAGAUAUUAUAAUUCUGAUUGAACAGUCUGGUUCGAUGGUCGGCACACGACUCGAUAUAGCCAUUGAUGUCGUGAGAAAUAUCCUUGAUACAUUAACAAUCAAUGAUUUUGUUAAUGUAUUCUCAUUCAAUGAUACAAUACGACCGAUUAUUGAGUGCAGAAACAUCAGUGACAAAUUAAUUCAAGCAACGAGCUCGAAUAUAUUCGAAUUGAAGCAAGCGCUGGGAAAUAUAGAAGCUGAAGAUCAAACGGAUCUAGCUGAAGCACUCAAUCAUACAUUUAAAUUGCUAAGUGAGACACGAGAGAAAGGGUCGCAUUGUAAUCAGGCAAUUAUGUUGAUUACAGAUGGCAUGGAAUAUAAUGAGACAAUUCAGACAAUUUUCAAGUCAAAUAAUUGGGAUAAAGGAAAUCCCGUACGAGUAUUUAGCUACUUAAUUGGUGAGAUGAUACCAGAGCAUGAUUAUGAGCAGGUUAAGCUCAUGGCAUGUGAGAAUCGUGGCUAUUAUGUGCAAAUCGAUACGAAGACAGAAACACGUGAACAAGUUUUGAAAUAUUUGCCAGUUAUGGCGAGACCAUUAGCAUUAAAUAGAACACAAAAUCCAAUUAUAUGGUCAGCUGUUUAUGCUGAUAUUAUGGACGCAUAUAGAAUAACAAAUUAUGAUUGGAAUUGCAAACAAAGAGAUAUGCAACGUGCUAGGAUGGUCGAUUACUUGAAAUUUUAUCAGUAUUAUCCAUGUAUCAGAGAAGAUGACGACGAUGAGGAUCCACCGCAUCGAAAAUAUGUCUUUAUGACAACAGUAGCAAUGCCAGCAUUUGAACAAGAUAGCAAAUCGUCAUCACUUCAUGGAGUUGUUGGUAUUGAUGUGCCUUUAUAUGAAUUCGAAAGACUGUUUCAACAAUUCCGUCUGGGCGUAAAUGGAUAUGCAUUUGUAAUAGACGAAAAUGGACACAUUUUUGCGCAUCCAGAUUUUCGACCAUUUUUUCAACAUGAGCUUCUUAAACCGUCAUUUAAUUCUGUCGAUAUGGUUGAAGUUGAGCUGAUUGAUGAUAGCAAGGGUGUCAGAGACUACAAUCCUGAACUGUUAGCUAUGAGAAAAUCAAUGAUUGAUAGCAACUCGGGCUCAAAUAUUCUGCCAAUCGUUCAGCAUUAUGAUGAUAUGCGUCGAGCCAUGAGAUUCAACCGUCAUUACUACUGGAAGAAAAUCGAUCAAACACCAUUUACAGUUGUCGUGACAUUUCCUGGUGACGCACAAAAUCAAAUUCAAAUUCCCGAGCAUGAAGCAAACGCAAUGAAAGGAAGUAAAUUGUUAUCGAAAUAUUUUCAAGGCAACUAUCGAUUACAUCCGGACUGGAUUUAUUGUCGAACGUUGAAGAAGAAUUUUGAGGAUAUAAAAUUGGGUCGAAUUGAUCCAGAUGAUUGUGAGAUGUCACCUGAGGAGGAGCUUGAAUAUUACUUUGAGAAAUUUGACAAAAGUGGAUGGAAAUGGAAGACAACAAGGAAUGAAAAGGGAGCUUACAAAUGUGACCAGAGGCUUGUACAGGCAUUGAUGUACGAUGCAAAAGCCACCGUAAAUUUUCCGAAUGAGCCUUCGAAAAAGUCAAAUGACUUUAGGACAAUUUUUAAGAAAUACAAGCUUUAUUCCUCUUUCAUAUCCACCCACAGUGGACUUUUAAGAUUCAAAAUUUUCGAAGAUGACGAGCUUGAGAAUAAAAAACUCAGUGAAGAGUUUGGAAAUAGCUUUAAAAACUCAAUCGAUGAGGAUUGGUAUAAGCAUACCGUAGAAUUUAAUCGGCAUGAAAAGUCAGACAAAAAAAGUUUCAUCUAUUCACUGCCAUUUGAUGCUCAAUAUCAAGAUAGACCAUUAAUCACAGUCACAUCGACUGUCUAUGCUACCGAUGGAGAUGAAAAUGCUCCAGUUGCGGUUGUGGGCUUUCAGUUUCCACAUGAGGAGCUUGAGAAUUUAUUUGGUGAUAAGUGUGCCCCACACGUCGAGCAAACAUGUUACAUCCUCGACCCAAAUGCCUACAUCAUUGCUGACUCGAGACGUGAGCAUAAAGGAAAAUUUUUCGGAUCCGUCGAAAAUAAAUUAAUGAAAACUUUAUGGGACGAUAAUAUCUACAAAUUUGUGACAGUUUACGAUUAUCAGGGUGUAUGCUACGAAGAUCGCAAUGUGGAAUAUGAAUUAUUAAUGAAUAUUGUAUCGAGUGCAACAACAAUAUUUUGGCAUCCACUAAAACAUUUAUGGACGACAUUCAUAGCUUUAUUAAUCUCGUUAAAAACUUUAAUUGUUUAUGCCGCCAGACAGUCUUAUAUACCCAAUCUUAUGUAUCCAGACCCUCAGUAUUAUUACGAAGACGAUAAGUCAUCAUUCUGUCCAUAUUUUGAAGAUGGCUCCUUCCAAAGAUGCCUAGCGGAAAAAGGUGUAACCGAGAAGGACAAUUCAACCGAUGAGUAUGAAGAGUGCUUAAAGAAUUUUACAAAACGUCACGACAAAUGCAGAGACGGAUUGCUAUGGUCGGAAUUCAUCCGCAAGCGACAUCUUAACAGAACGCGACCAAUAAAAUGUGAUAAAUUUAAUCAAGUAUUUGUGUUGAAUUUAGAUGCAAGCAAUUUUAGUCGGCCUUAUAAUAAAUGUGAGAGACCAUUUGUCGUUCAACGUAUAGCCAAUAGCAAUUUAAUUUUAUUGAUUAAAAAGAGUGAAUGUGAAAGAAAUGGUCAACCUUUUGAGUUUUUUGACGAGCCAUCGAAUGUAUCAAAUUAUACUGGUAUGGCGGGAUUAUUCUGCGAAAAAUUGCAAUCGUCUCUGUAUAGGAAGCACUCGAGGUCAUGCUUUACUCAUCAUGUUAAUGAACCAAAACAAAAAGAUAAGGAAGAUCGAACAUUCUGCGGACGCGCAAAUCGUAUAGAAAUGCAAGGAAAAAUUGUAAUAAUAAUUUCGUUAAUCUUAAUGAUGCUCAAACUUUUAUAAACAAAGGAACUAACUUAAUGCUGAAUAUUUAUUAUCGAAGACGAUUUAUAGGAAACCAAAAAUUUCUGUUUUUUUUUUUUUAAAUUGAAGGUGAAGAAGGGUUUAAAUAUUAAAACAAAAAUUUUUUUUUUUAAAAUAUUCGAACUUUAAAAU
Molecule: messenger RNA, 4085 nt
Organism: Chironomus riparius
Lineage: Eukaryota; Metazoa; Arthropoda; Insecta; Diptera; Chironomidae
Source: the annotation of a GenBank genome assembly